UAAUAUUCCCAAUAUCCGCAUAGCAACCGUAAUUGCAACUGCAUCGAUCACGUUUUCCCAUAAUGUCAAAGAUCACAACGAAACCUUAUGACAUUCAAUGUUGGCUACAUUAGAUGUUUUAUAUUAUAACCUUUUGUUUUAAAUUUGAGAGUGUGUGAAAGCUGCGGCAUCCUCGAAACAGUGUGCAGUAUUAGAGGGAGAAAAGAGGAAGAGAAGAAAGUGGUGAGGGAGGGAAUGGCGUCCGGCAUCCAACUCCAUGGGGAGGACUCGGUGGUGUUGCGGGUCACUCAUUCCAAUCUGAAAACCUUCAACACCGAUAUCCGCUUCUCGCUUCAGCUCACGGUGGAAGGCGUCAAGGAUAAGCUGUGGAAAAAAUGCGGCACUUCUGUCAACUCCAUGCACCUUGAGCUCUACGAGGAUGCUCGCAACGACAAGAUCGCCGAUCUCUCUGAUAAUUCCAAACCCCUUGGCUUCUAUUCCCCUCUUGAUGGGUUUCGUUUGCAUGUUGUGGAUCUUGACCCAACUUCCAUCUCCUCUGGUGGUUGGCUGGAAGAUACUUCGUUGGUCGAAAAAUACCAAAUUUCUGAAGAAGCCUACAAUAAGCGACAAGACACCUUCAGAAAAUAUAAAGAGAAAAUUACUUCCCAUGUUCCUGCAACUGCGGAGGCAAAGAUGUCAGACACCAGUGAGGAAGAGCUCUGUGCUAAUAUCAAGAAGAUGGCACCUAGCCCUCCUCCUCCCCCACCCACAAAUCACGAGGUUCCCGGUCUUGUAAGGAUGAUGGAGUCCUUCGUGGUGGCGUUGCAGCAACAGAAUACAUCCCUAGUGCAGCUGAAUACCAUUGCCAUGCAGCAGUUAGAGGCUGCUAGGGUGUCAGCUGAGACAUCCCAGAGGUAUGUGGAUCUUAUGAGCAGUGGUAGAACUGUAACUAGGCCUUCUUCUUCUUCACCCGCUCCAGCUCAAGAGUGGAGUUUAGAGAGUUUCCUCCAGCACCAUCCGGCCAAGUUUCAUGGCAAGGUCAGUUUAGAUGAGGCAGAUCAGUGGUUCAAAGAUAUAGAGAGAAUCUUCAAUGCAAAGAGAUGCCCAGAUGAGAACAGGUUGGUGUAUGCUGAGUAUUUGUUGUCUGGAGAGGCUGGUUACUGGUGGAGCAAUAUGAGGAUGCUGUUGGACAGAAGUGGUACACCUAUCACUUGGGGUCUAUUCAAGAAGAAAUUCUAUUCUGAAUAUUUCCCUGACAGUGUAAGGUUUGCUAAGGAGAUGGAGUUCCUUCAGUUAGUGCAAGGAGGAAUGUCAGUAUCAGAAUAUGCAGAUAAGUUCAAGCAUCUCAUUCGUUUUCACACCAUGGAGAGGGAUGAAGAAUGGCAGUGUAGAAAGUUUGAAAAUGGGUUGAGAGGAGAUAUCAAGUUACUAGUAGCGGGCUUAUAUAUUAAGAAGUUUCCUUCAUUGGUAGACAAAGCCAGAGUGUUGGAAAAGACAAAGAAUGAAGUGGAAAGUCAGCAGAGGCAGCCUCCGAGAGUUGGUGGACCAUCUGGGUCUAGGUUCAGUCAAGGAGACAGGAGGAAACCUUAUUCUAGGCCUCCCUCUCAUUGGUCUAGGGGGUCUUCUUCUCAGCCAGUAGGUCAGGUAGGGCAAUCUGGUGGAGUGAGAUGUUAUUCUUGUGGAGGACCACACUAUAGGAAUGUUUGUCCUCGCUUGAGUGGUGCCAUGAAGUGUUAUACCUGUGGGAAAGAGGGACAUGUUGCCAUGGACUGUCUGCAGCUAAAGGAUCAGGAUCUUAGUCGCAGCGGUCGGGUCCAUCUCAGCAGAGGAAAGGUGGCAGACCUCAGGCUACAGACAGGGUUUAUGCUAUGUCAGGGGCAGAGGCAGCAAGGUCAGGUAGGAUCCAGAUGUGAAGUUGAACCUGGGGCAAAAAGAGGUGUUGUAAAAUUUGUUGGUCGGGCAGAAUCACUGGGUCCUGGUCUCUGGGUUGGAGUACAGUAUGACGAACCCUUGGGCAAACAUGAUGGCAUGGUUAAAGGAGUACGCUACUUCGAAUGUCCUCCAUCUCAUGGUGGAAUAGUUAGACCAGAUAAAGUGAAGGUUGGUGACUACCCUGAACGAGAUCCCUUUGAAGAAGAUGAAAUAUGAGUUUCAACGUGGAGGGUUUUCCUUUUGUGGAUCAAGUAUUUGUUUCCAGAACCUAAUCAAGGGUUUCAUUGUGGUUUUUGAAAUGUUUGUGUUGUUUUUAAAAUGAAAAACCAGUGCAACGUGAAAAACAUAAAUUAGAUGUUCAUUACGAUGC
Vigna angularis (adzuki bean) is the source of this 2281-nucleotide messenger RNA. RefSeq names its product tubulin-folding cofactor B. Gene Ontology annotation, molecular function: alpha-tubulin binding; zinc ion binding; microtubule plus-end binding. Gene Ontology annotation, biological process: post-chaperonin tubulin folding pathway; tubulin complex assembly; cytoplasmic microtubule organization. The record is from RefSeq and is a predicted model, not a curated record. The coding region runs from base 235 to 2127 and encodes 630 amino acids. The transcript has 9 exons. Gene Ontology annotation, cellular component: cytoplasm; nucleus; microtubule plus-end. Lineage: Eukaryota; Viridiplantae; Streptophyta; Magnoliopsida; Fabales; Fabaceae.